Sclerotinia trifoliorum is the source of this 1878-nucleotide messenger RNA. The record is from the annotation of a GenBank genome assembly. NCBI's taxonomy places the organism in Eukaryota, Fungi, Ascomycota, Leotiomycetes, Helotiales, Sclerotiniaceae.
AAUUAUCACACGACCAACUUCAACAUUCAGAGACUUUAGCUUCAUGUCAACACGGCCCUUCCCUUCCUUUUACCUUACAUAAUUACUCUUCCUUUAAAUAAAUUAUCCCAUCUGAAUAUGUAAGAUACCACGAGACAAGAUGCGCUUCCUUAGCAUCAAUACCAUAUUCGCCGUUACCUUCCUGGGGAUCGCAUCGUCUGCCCUCGCACAUCCAACAUCUGCAAACACGCCAUUGCACCAUGCUGCCUUUCUCGCAUCCCAAUCAAUUGAUCAAUCCGUUUCUGCCUCUCACACUCGAUCUUCUCCUUCCUCCUCCAUCUCUGCGCAACUCCAGUCAGCGCACGACCAGCCAACAAUAUCUUUACCCCUCUUCCACUCUCUGGAAGAACUUGCCCGUCUGGUCGACAUAUCUUACUGUAUUGGCACAAGCGGGAUUUCAAAGCCUUUUCAAUGCGCCAGUCGCUGCGAUGAAUUUCCAGGGUAUGAGUUGGUAGAUACGUUUAAUACAGGGGUGGUAAAAAGUGAUAGUUCUGGAUAUAUUGUACUAGAUCAUGGAUUGCAGAAUGGAGGGACUGGGAGAGAAGGUAGAAUCAUUGUCGCCUUUAGGGGUACUUAUUCUAUUGCGAAUACGAUUGCAGAUUUGAGUACCGUCCCGCAAGAAUAUAUACCAUAUCCUGAGGAUCCCGAUAAGCCUGGUGACCAGGAUGCUUCUGGUGUUACUUCUGAAACAAGUGUUGUACAACGGUUCUUCAAUCGAAUUCCUCGACCUUGGCCCUUUAGGUGGCAACACGCAUUAAAGUCGAUGACAGCAGAACAAAAUUUGGGAAAAUUGGAGAGAAAGUGUACAAAUUGUACGGUUCACACAGGCUUCUAUACUUCAUGGCUUAAUACCCGUCCAUAUAUCCUACCGCAUCUUAAUGUCUUGAAACAGAAAUAUCCAGAAUAUCAGUUGCAUCUUGUAGGACAUUCACUUGGUGGAGCAGUUGCCGCUCUUGCAGGACUAGAACUCGAAGGGAAUGGAUGGAGAACGACAGUUACAACUUUUGGGGAGCCAAUGAUUGGAAAUGAUGGGUUAAUGGAAUUUAUUGAUGGAGUUUUUGAGUUGGAUGAGAGAAAUCACGACGGUAUGAAUAGAAGAUAUAGAAGGGUAACACAUGUAGGAGAUCCGGUACCAUUACUUCCUCUGAAAGAAUGGGGAUAUAGAAGUCAUGCCGGAGAGAUAUACAUUGGGAAGGAGAAUUUGCAGCCUGAGCCUCAAGACAUUCAUCUUUGUUACGGUGAUGAAGAUAAAGAUUGUAUUACUGGAAGUGACGGAGACAAUUUGUGGUUUCAAGAGGAGGAUAUAUCUUCAAUUAUUCCAGUGGACUUCCUUGACGAAAUACGGAAUUCAAAAUGGGAUAUUGAAGAAGCAGAACCUAAUACAGAAAUGGAUGAAGCAAUGAACAGAAUCCAAAAAAGAUGGCCAAAACUUCCCGUUCCUACGAGAUAUAAACUCUGGCAACUAUUCUUCGCACAUAGAGAUUAUUUUUGGAGAUUGGGCGUUUGUUUGCCAGGUGGUGAUCCGUUGGAUUGGAGGAGACCGCGGUAUAAUUUUACGGGAAUGGAGGAUGUGGUAGAAAGGGAGAGGGAGAGGGAGGGGGAGAAGGAGAGGGAAGAACUUUGAUUAUUAAUACCUAAGAAGAUACUGUUCAUGGCUUUUAUGGAUUAUGAUUAGGUAGAUGAAUGGAUGGAUGGAUACUGGAUGUGUAUAAAUUGGUGAAUUACAAAUUCAGGAUUAAAAACUACCUAGCUAGGGACCUACCUAAUAUAUCGCUCGCUUUAUGAGUAUGAGUUGAUGAACUUGGAAAUGGGUAGAGUAGAGUAGAGUACUAAUCGCAU